AUUGCGAAGAAGCCACGUUGGAAGUGUGUUUUGGCAAGUCUUGCAUUAAAAUUGAAUUUGGUAAGUGACUAUGUGAACGUGCCAGAGAGUAAAAGUUUGGCGACAGCACCGUUUGUUGGUCAAAAGUUGCAAAUUAAUGUUAAAUCUGCUCUAAACUUUUGCAAUAAUUGGUAGAAGAAAAACAAAAAACAUACUUGUGCUUUAAUUCUUUGGAUCAUGCUACAUGAUGUCGCUGAUGUGCCUCAUAUGCGUUUGGCCCGUAACUGUUGCUUGCUGAUAUAUUCUUAUUUUUGAAAGGUAUCAGAGGUGAUGAAACACACAUGAAAAUCUUGCUGCCAAUAGGUUCCCUUAUACGCGACCCACAAGAUUUGCGGUAUACCAGUGAUUCCAGCGCAUACAGUUCUGUCUGUAUGUUUUCUUAAAAUUGAAUACAAUUCUGAUUUAAUUUUCAGAUCUGAUCUUUAGGACCGAGUGCCCACAUUGUUACUUUGAAAAUUGUUUUAUCAUUGUGCUCAAAAUUGACCCAUUUCUUCGGACGGCCUGUGUGGGUCCUAAUGCCCCAGUAUAGUGAUGGGGACACUAUACUGUAAAAAGGCACCGGCCUUCGGAUGAGAUGUUAAACUGAGGUCCUGACUCUCUGUGGUCAUUAAAAAUCCCAGGGCACUCCUUCUAAAAGAAUAGGGGUGUAACCUCAGUGUCCUGGCCAAAGUCCCCCCAUUGGCCCUUAUCUAUCAUGGCCUCCUAGUAAUCCCCAUCCAUGUAUUGGCUCUAUCACUCUACUCUCUCCUCUCCACCAGUAGCUGGUGUGUGGUGAGCGUACUGCCGCACUAUGGCUGCCGUCGCAUCAUCCAGGUGGAUGCUGGUGGAGGUUGAGGAGAGUCCCCUGUUCACUGUUCGCUUUGAGUGUAGUGUCAAAAAAGUGCUAUAGAAAUGUAACAUUCAUUCAUUCAACACCUUGUGGAUCUACAUCAUUUGACAGUUAUGAUAUAGGUGUCUGCGUGAUCCACAGAGACUUUCCACAAACAAGACAAAUUAGGAAUCCAAGGAAGAACUUUUAAAAGAUUUCUGAAUUUCCAUGUCUUUGACAAUAUCUCAGCAUGGCAGGGACUCAUUUACUUGUGUACACAACAGUUGUCGAUGGCCACUGAGUAAACUGAUUUGCUUCAAAUGGACUUUGACUGUUACACAGAGGAGGAGCCUUAACUGUGUUUGCUUCAUCUCGGGAUAACCCAAGUUAGAGCACAAACGAUAGGAAAUCUCAGCUGUGAUCAAGAUCGAGUCAAGAUUCAGAAAAUGGCAAUGAUGCUGGCGUUUGCUGCUCUGCUCCCUGUUGUACUGGGGAGUGAGUGUAGUAGUGAUGAAUUUAGUCCUGUUGACUGUUCUCAGAUUAAUACAAAAGGAGAAACGGUCAGUGGCAUUUACUCCAUAUAUCCGGCAGGUGGCAUUCCUGUCUGGGUGUACUGUGACAUGGUCUCAACUGGUGCAGAUGAUGAUAAAGGAGGAUGGACGGUGAUUCAGAGACGACUGGAUGGCAGUGUGAAUUUCUAUCGUCCAUGGAAAGAGUACAAGAGAGGAUUUGGGGAUGUCAUGGGAGAGUACUGGCUAGGGUUGGAGAACAUUCACCAGCUCACACGUAACAGGAAAUACAUGCUGAGAGUGGACAUGGAGGACUUUACAGGAAGGAAAGGUUACGCUCUGUAUUCAUACUUCUCUGUGGACUCUGAAUGUAAUGGGUAUCAUCUGCAUGUUUCAGGGUUUAAAGAUGGAGGGGCAGGCGACUCUUUAUCUGGCCACAAUGGAUACAAAUUCUCCACUUUUGACAAAGACCAAGACAUCCAUGACAGUAAUUGUGCCAAAAUGUUUCUUGGGGGAUUUUGGUACUCAAACUGUCAUUCUACAAACCCCAACGGUGUGUACUUAUGGGGAGAAGAUGCCACUCAUUAUGCCAUUGGAGCUGUUUGGACGACCUGGAAGAACAGUUACGCCGUCAGUAUGAAAUCAAUCACUAUGAAGAUCAAAAGGGGCUCUUAGGCCUUUAUAGAAACUUUUUCAUUAUGACAGAUUAAUGUUUUCCUUUCCUCUUAUAACUGUGUAACUGAGUAAACCAUGUAAGAAUAUCUCUCUUUAAAACAUAUGGCUAUUGGUGUAAUACACUGUUGUUUUUAGUUGCUUCUUUUGAUUUACUUCAUACAUUUUCAGUUAACUCCUAAGUAAAUGCAGUGUCCACAUGCAGAUGUGUAGUCCUGCAAUAUACCACUUAUUAUCUUUUCGAUCUGUUACCAAUUACUAUCAAGGACAUUAUCCCCGAUAUCGAUAUCAGUACUGAUACCUCUAUUAAAUGGAUUUGUUUUGUGACUUCUGAGGAUAAAAUGGGUAAUUUUAACAUAUCUUAAAGUCCUUAUUUAAAACAUUUAUAGGCCUAAACUCCAAAUUGUUACACAUCUAUUUUUGUUUAUCAGUUAUUACCAAAAAUGUUUAUUUAAUUUAAAUAAACAUAACAAAUGAG
This is a messenger RNA of Myxocyprinus asiaticus (Chinese sucker), 2506 nucleotides long. Its product is annotated as microfibril-associated glycoprotein 4-like. Bases 1294 to 2031 code for a protein of 245 amino acids. The record is from RefSeq and is a predicted model, not a curated record. The transcript is spliced from 6 exons. Lineage: Eukaryota; Metazoa; Chordata; Actinopteri; Cypriniformes; Catostomidae. Gene Ontology annotation, biological process: elastic fiber assembly.